This is a messenger RNA of Habropoda laboriosa, 2374 nucleotides long. Its product is annotated as solute carrier family 46 member 3. The transcript has 6 exons. Gene Ontology annotation, molecular function: transmembrane transporter activity. NCBI's taxonomy places the organism in Eukaryota, Metazoa, Arthropoda, Insecta, Hymenoptera, Apidae. Gene Ontology annotation, cellular component: membrane. The record is from RefSeq and is a predicted model, not a curated record. The coding region runs from base 1 to 1623 and encodes 540 amino acids. Gene Ontology annotation, biological process: transmembrane transport.
AUGGCUGAUACAACCGUGAAUGGUCCGCCUACGGUGGUGGACAAGAAACGAGCAGAAACCGUGAACAAUCAGAUCGUAUCCGAGAAAGCAGUCGUCUGGAAAUCGAUGACUUUCCGUCAGAAAUGGUCCUACUUCACCAGCAACAUCACCGUCGAGCCUAUGAUCGCUUGCUACGUGAUCCCGUGUAUGCUAGCUAGCCUAGCCACGCAGAAUCUCAGCUUGGAGAAAGCGUGUAGAGUGAAUCUGGCGUAUCCCGACGAAGUUUGCACAGCUUUGGCUAAAAGGAACACGACAGGCUACGAGGCAGAGGAAACUGCUGUUCAACAGCUAGUAGCCGGUAUGCAGACGUGGAAAACAGCUCUGUCCAGCGGUCUGCCGACGAUGUUGAUCCUCUUCGUAGGUGCCUGGAGCGAUCGUACUGGUUUGAGGAAGCCGUGUAUGCUAUUGCCGAUCGUCGGUGAAUUUCUGAGCAGCGUCAGUAUGCUGUUGUGCACGUACUUCUUCUACGAAGUAUCGAUGGAAGCUACCGGGGUGUUCGAGGCACUGUGGCCGGCGCUUAUGGGCGGUUGGUUCACCAUGUUCAUGGGUGUUUUCAGUUACAUCGCGGAUAUCACGUCUGUGGAGUCUAGGACGCUUCGUAUCGGUGCUGCGAACGUUUUUUUAUCGCUAGGAGUGCCGAUCGGUAUGGCGUUGUCCGGGAUAUUGUAUCUGAAGCUCGGCUUCUACGGCGUAUUCAGCAUCUCGACCGUGUGCUACGUGUUGAGCUUCGUUUACGGUUUGGUGGUGAUCAAAGAGCCGCCCAGGCCACAUUUGCUGAAGAAGGAGAAGAGCAAGGAGAAAAAGAUGUCGGUGUGCGCGUCGAUCUUAGAUUUCUUCGCGUUCAAACACAUAGAGGAGACGUUUCGAGUAGCGUUCAAGACAGGGAGGAACAAUCGACAGAAGAGGAUGCUGGUGCUGAUGAUCAUCGUUAUGGUCGUCAUUGGACCUCUCUACGGUGAAAUGGCGGUGAUGUACCUGUACAUGAGAUACAGGUACCAUUGGAACGAGGUGAUGUUCAGCAUGUUCACCACAUUCGCCAUGGUGACGAAUUUAAUUGGAACUGCAGUGUCUGUGGGUGUGUUCAGUCAUAUUUUAAAGAUCGACGACGCGAUCGUGGGAAUAAUGAGCUCUAUGAGUAAAAUUUUAGCUGGUUUCGUUUACGCGUUCGCUAUCACGGAUUGGAUGAUUUACGUGGCGGCUAUCGUCGAGAUCGUGAAUGGAACGUCGUUUAUAGCGAUGCGAUCGAUAGCAUCUAAACUUGUAUCAACAGACGAGCUUGGCAAAGUGAACUCGUUACUAGGCGUCUGUGAAUCGUUAAUGCCACUGAUCUACGGGCCUAUGUACAGUUCCAUCUACGCUACAACCAUGAAAACUUUUCCGGGGACGUUCUUCAUUGUCGGUGCUUGCAUGACAAUGCCGGCCGUUGUUGCGUUCUUCUGGUUAUACACAGAGCACAGGAAAGAUCGUCAGCAGCUGGAGCAAGAGAAGAAGACGAGGAUGAAGGAGAUCGCCGGCGAGAAGAAACCGGAAGCUCCUACGAUGAACGGCGUCACGAACGCGGCCUUCGAAUCCGAACAAUUGUAACGCACGCUUCGCCCGAGAAUACGUAAUUUUUUUUUUUUUUUUCUAUCAACAAGAAGAGCAAAAAGAAUCCGAAGAAGAACGCCUAACAAACGACGAGUGUACGACAAAAAUGAGAGAGGUCGAUGAAGAUAGAUGUAAGAAUUAUUCACGCUGAGACAACUUAUUAACGAACAGUCGCACCGAAACAGGCGAUACUCCUUUUUUUUUCUACGUGCGAACAUUUUUCAAUGUACAAAGUAUGAAACGAAGUAUAAAGAAACAUUUCGAUAACUGAUCAUACUUUUCACUUUGGUACAUUCGAAUCGAAAUCAAAACAAACUAACACUGAGACAAGCGCCGAAAUCUUAAAUAGCAGACGAAGUCACACCACUUACUCCGACUCGAGAGAACAAAACGUUUCGAAUAAAGGAUAACUUCUCCAUCGACUCCAAUUUGCAAUGACGAGAAAACGAAAAAGGAAAAAAAAGAACGACAACAGAACAGAACAGGAAAAGACAUGAACUUUAUUCACGGCAAUAGGUAUCCUUUAUUUCAAGCCCUAGUACAAAUAGUCUCCGGUACUUAAUAAAUAAAUGGUAAACAAUAUACGAAUGUGGAACAGAUUGUCGAUAAAUUCUGUUCAGGCGUAUCAGUAUUACGAAAUGCUACUUGCAUACACACACACACAUUUUACUUUUUUUUUUUCUUCCCAACCAUCGCGAUAAUACCGUGAAAUGAACGAAGAGAAGAGAGAGAGAGAGAGAGAGAGACA